Brassica napus (rape) is the source of this 669-nucleotide messenger RNA. Its product is annotated as gibberellin-regulated protein 7. The record is from RefSeq and is a predicted model, not a curated record. Lineage: Eukaryota; Viridiplantae; Streptophyta; Magnoliopsida; Brassicales; Brassicaceae. The transcript is spliced from 2 exons. Bases 166 to 486 code for a protein of 106 amino acids.
CAUUUAAUAAAAAUAUUAACAGGAAUAUAUAAUACUACGAUCCUAUAAAAUAUAGAAGUUGGUAGCUGCGCCUAUAAAAGGCCAACAGAGAGACCACAAGAAGAAUAGAAACUUGAUUUUUGCUAAUCAUCCUCGGGCAGUUAAAGAAAACCAGAGAAAAGAAACAUGAGGAUAAUUGUCUCCAUAUUGUUUGUUGCCUCACUUCUUCUAAUCACUUCAUCCCUUGCUUCGGCUACUAUCUCAGGUGGCGGUGGCGCCGCGGCUCCUGCGCCGGAAAUCAAAGUGGGACCAGAAUUAGAUAAGUGGUGUGGAGGGAAGUGUGUAGUGAGAUGCAAAGAUGCAGGGAUGAAUGAUAGAUGUUUGAAGUAUUGUGGAAUAUGUUGCAAAGAGUGCAAGUGUGUUCCUUCAGGAACUUAUGGGAACAAGCAUGAGUGUCCUUGCUACCGUGACAAGCUCAGCAGCAAAAAGACUCCCAAGUGUCCUUGAUUCUCCCGUGACAAGUUCUGCAGCUAUGUGCGAUCCAACCAAAUUUAAAUAAAUAAAAAGAAAGAUCCGGUGAACUUAAUAGAAAAGGAUCUUUUGCUUAUGAGUUUUUCGCUUCUUUUUAAGGUGUUAACUGGGUUCUAGUUAUUAUGAUGUGGAAUUAUAAACUUAAAAAAAUUCAAAAUA